Molecule: messenger RNA, 1032 nt
Organism: Dioscorea cayenensis subsp. rotundata (Guinea yam)
Lineage: Eukaryota; Viridiplantae; Streptophyta; Magnoliopsida; Dioscoreales; Dioscoreaceae
Product: stem-specific protein TSJT1-like
Exons: 4
Coding region: 103-846 (247 amino acids)
Source: RefSeq, a predicted model, not a curated record
CAAGUUGAGGAAAGGAGUGGAAAUAGAAAAAGGAGAGCGUGAGAAUAGAAGGAGAUCAAAGUAUAAAUCGGAUAGACGGAGUAGAUCGGAUAGACGGUGGAGAUGUUGGCUGUGUUUGAUCGGACGGUGGCGAAGAGCCCGGAGGGGUUGAGAAGUCCCGGGGAGGAUGGAGGCACCGGAGCAGUAGCGUUACCGAAGGAGUUCACGGCGGCACGGGAAGGGGCGGUGGUUGUGAAUCUUGGUAAAGAUGGGGCUAUUGCGUACACCGCGGAGAAGCAGAACCCUUUGGUUCCAAGAUUAUUUGGAGUUAUUGAUGGAAUAUUCUGUGUGUUGGAGGGGCACAUUGAAAACAUACCUACAUUGAAACAACAGUAUGGAUUGAACAAGACUGCAAAUGAGGUUAUCAUUGUGAUAGAAGCAUACAGAACAUUGAGAGACAGAGGACCUUAUCCUGCUGCUCAAGUUUUGAGGGACCUUCAUGGCAAGUUUGCUUUCAUUUUAUAUGAUGCCACUUGCCACUCCACCUUCAUUGCAGCUGAUGCGGAUGGGAGUGUGCCCUUCUUUUGGGGAGCUGAUUCUCAAGGAUGCCUUGUGCUCUCUAAUGAUAUGGAGAUUGUCAAAAGAGGCUGUGGGAAAUCCUUUGCUCCAUUUCCCAAGGGGUGCUUCUUCACUACAUCUGGGGGAUUGCAGAGCUUUGAGCACCCACUGAACCUGGUGAAACCAGUGCCCAGGGUUGACAGCAAAGGGCAAGUAUGUGGUGCCAAUUUCAAAGUUGAUGCCCAAGCUAAGAAGGAAUCCCCCAUGCCCAGAGUUGGAAGUGCAGCAGAUUGGUCCUCACAGUACUAGCAUUUUACUCCAAAUUCUACCCUUAUCUCAUCUAUCUACUAUUUAUUUUAUUUUAUUUUAUCAGACAAUAUAUGUUGCAAUCUGGCUAUGUUUCCUUUCUAAUCCUACAAAAUGUUUGGUUGGAGGCUGUAGCUGACAACCAAAUCAGCUAUCUUUGUUUGUAAUAGAGACGAGAAAUUAUUAAUA